This is a messenger RNA of Sarcophilus harrisii (Tasmanian devil), 2684 nucleotides long. It is a transcript of the gene MYZAP, whose product is annotated as myocardial zonula adherens protein. The record is from RefSeq and is a predicted model, not a curated record. Gene Ontology annotation, cellular component: nuclear envelope; intracellular anatomical structure; RNA polymerase II, holoenzyme. Bases 292 to 1470 code for a protein of 392 amino acids. The transcript has 11 exons. Gene Ontology annotation, biological process: maintenance of ER location; intracellular signal transduction. NCBI's taxonomy places the organism in Eukaryota, Metazoa, Chordata, Mammalia, Dasyuromorphia, Dasyuridae.
UGGCCACACAGCUGGCUUGGCGCGGCCUCAGAGGUGCGGGUAGGGGGCUAGUCUGGGCGUUCCCUCCGGACCGGGCGGGCUGCGGACACUCCCCCGAGUAGCGUGAGGAGAGGAGGAGCGGGAAUAGUGACGAGGGCCAAGGGAGGAGGCGAGGAGGACGAACGAGGGCGGGUAGAUAGAUAGACCGACGGGCAGACAGAUUGCCAGCCUGGGCCCUCGGGAGCGUUAUUCGAACCCGAAAGACACUCCGGCUACACUCCCGCCCUCGGCGCCCCAAGGCACCACUGGAGGAUGCUGCGCUACAGCUCCGCGGUCACCCUGCUUUCGGGCAACGGGGCCGCUUCCUCUGGGAGUCCAGGCAAGAGGGCCAACGUCUGCCGAUUACGAUUAACGGUGCCCCCUGACAGCCCAGUGCCAGAGCAAAGUGAAAGGAAAGAGGAAAGAAAGGAGCAAAAUUCUGAUUUAGUUAAUGGAGAAUAUACCAAGAGACUCCCCCAAGGUGUGGUUUAUGGUGUGGUUCGGAGAUCUGACCAAAACCAACAGAAAGAAAUGGUGGUAUAUGGUUGGUCCACUAAUCAGCUGAAAGAAGAAAUGAACUACAUCAAGGAUGUGAGAGCAACAUUGGAAAAAGUCAGAAAACAAAUAUAUGGAAACUAUGAUGAAAUGAAGCAGAAAAUUCAACUCCUUACGAAAGAAUUGAGAGUUUCCAAUGCUCAACAGGACUAUCUACAAAAUCACAUUGAAACACAGUCUUCAGCCCUGGAUAGUUUUAAUGAUAUGAAUUCCUCUUUGGCAUCAGACUCCAUUGGCUUACAGAAAACAUUGGUGGAUAUUACCUUGGAAAACAGUAACAUUAAGGACCAGAUCAGAAAUUUACAGCUUACAUAUGAAGCGUCUAUGGAAAAACUGAGAGAAAAGCAGAGACAAUUAGAGGUGGCUCAGGUUGAAAACCAGCUUUUGAAACUAAAGGUAGAAUCCUCUCAGGAAGCCAAUGCUGAUGUCAUGAGAGAGAUGACCAAGAAGCUCUAUAGUCAGUAUGAAGAAAAACUACAUCAAGAACAACAGAAGCACAAUGCAGAGAAAGAGGCCCUCCUGGAAGAAACCAAUAAUUUCCUGAAAGCUAUUGAGGAGGCUAAUAUCAAGAUGCAAGCAGCAGAGACCAGCCUUGAGGAGCGAGACCAAAGGAUCGGGGAGCUGGACAGGCUAAUUGAACGUAUGGAAAAGGAACGCCAGCAACUUCAACUACAGCUACUUCAGCAUGAGACAGAAAUGUCGGGAGAAGUUGUUAGCACAGAUUUUGAUAAGAGAAGGUAUCAGCAGCUGGAGGAGGCAGCAGCUAGCCUGCGAGAACGCAUUAGACACCUGGAUGACAUGGUCCAUUGCCAGCAGAAGAAAGUCAAGCAGAUGGUUGAGGAGAUUAUGUCACACGAGCUGUUCUCCAGAUUUAGUCUUCGUUUCUUUGGAAGAUGAUAAGUGGUGACCUGAUCUGAGAAGCUUUUCUAAUUACCCUGUGAUGUACCAUAUGAUGUUGGAAGAACAUUCGUGGUGGAGAAGUGAUACUUGCCCAUUGGCAUCCAAUGGCCAAAACAUUAAGGAAAUACCAUUAAGAAGAAAAAUCCUAGGACUUUGGUUUGGGAAAAUAUCCAUGUAGCUAAAUACUACUCAGAAAAUUACAUCCUGUAUGCUGCAAACAGAGAAGUGAAAGAAUCUUAAAGACUGCUCUUUUGGAAUAUUUCAGAAACUGUAAGCAGACUUCAAGGUUAAAAAAGAGAAAGGUCUGUUAUUAAAUUUUAAAAUGCAAGUAAAAACAGUAUUCAGAAAGUGACAUUUAGAGGCUGGGUUCCACACAAUCCAUAUUUGAAAAAUAAAACCUUAUAUACAGAAUAAAGCUACAAAUAAUUUAUCAAAGCAUUACUGAUGAGAUGUGGAAAACUUUUGAAGAUGGUAUAAGGGUCAUCAAUGGAUUUUAUUUUCAAAUGGAUAUGAAUUAAGGAAGUUUUCCUUACAAAGUCACUUUUGAUUCUCCCCUGAUAAUUAAGCAAAAAAAAAUGCUUAAAUAGUUUUUAGUGACCAAAUGUAUUUUACGUGGUGGAUGUUUGGGAGGCUGUUGUGAUAGAUAGAAUAGACGUCCGCAUUUGAGCUUUAUUUAAGCAUGAAUUGGAUCAUUUUCCUUUCUGAAAGGGUUAAUAAUAAGUGCCUCCCAGAAUUCUGGUGAGUAAAAAAUGAGAUAGCAUAUAUAAAGGACAUUACAAAUCUUAAAGCCUACAUAAGUGUUUCUGAGAGGCAGCAGGGUUUGUUGGAAACAACACUGGACUUGGGUUCAAGUUCCAAUUCUAUAAUUUACUUAUUGCAUGACUUUAGGUGAGUCAUUGAAAUUCUUUUAAUCUUCAUUUCCUCAUCUUUAAAAAGGAGGUAAUAACACUUAUAUUAAUUAUCUUGCUAGGCAAAGCAAGAUUAAAUGAGAUAUUAUGUGUAAAAUGCAUUAUACCCCCUGAAGUCCUAUAUAAUUAUAAGUUAAUAUUUUUAGAGUUGCAGUCAUGGUAUUAGUAGAAAGAACACUAAAACACAUUAUUAUGAUAAUUAGCAUUUAUAUAGACUUCAAGAUUUGUAAAAUCCUUUACAUACACUAUCUCAUUUUAUCCUCACUACUGGGAGGCAUAUACUGUUAUUAUCCCUACUUUUAC